CACACAGAGGAAGGAGGAGGAGGAGGAGGAGGGAGGAGGAGAAAAUGGGCAAAGGGAGCAGCUCCUCGUCGGCUUCCUCAUCGACAGCUUCGUCCCUGUCUCGGCGUCUCAAGAAACGCCUCACCACAGAUCUCAACCUCGCGAUCGGAUUCUCGCCAGCUUCUGACCAAGAUCACAAUCACCCUUUUUCUCCAAAGGAGGCUAUUGAAGAAGAAGGAGAUGAAUGUGGCAACGCGGCUACCUUCUACGUGAAGGUUUACAUGGAGGGCAUUCCCAUCGGUAGGAAAUUGGACCUGCUGGCUCAUGAUGGAUAUUGUGACUUGAUCAGAACUCUAGAUUACAUGUUCAACACCAAUAUCAUGUGGUCAGAAGAGGAAGGAGCUCAAUGUGGAGGGUGCCAUGUGUUGUUAUAUGAAGACAAGGAAGGGGACUGGUUGAUGGUUGGGGAUGUUCCUUGGGAGAUGUUCCUGUCAAGUGUGAAGAGACUGAAGAUCACAAGAAUCGAGUGAUUUUGCAAGACGUUCCUGUUCAUCCACCAUAAGACAAAUUUUGCUUUCUCUCUCUCUCUCUCUGCCUCUCGGCAUCUCCUUUUGCAGAGCAAUGUGAAGAUGAGUUGUCCAUGGAUGUGCCCCUUCUUUUUGGGCCGAAGUCACACACACGUGCUUAAAAGCCUGAUGAUAGUUCUGUGUAUAUAAAUCACACCCAAUGAUAUGACAACAGUCAACAAGAGUUUCUUCUCUCUUUUCCUA
Messenger RNA from Syzygium oleosum, 749 nucleotides. RefSeq names its product auxin-responsive protein IAA30. The record is from RefSeq and is a predicted model, not a curated record. Gene Ontology annotation, molecular function: protein binding. Gene Ontology annotation, cellular component: nucleus. Gene Ontology annotation, biological process: regulation of DNA-templated transcription. Bases 45 to 509 code for a protein of 154 amino acids. Lineage: Eukaryota; Viridiplantae; Streptophyta; Magnoliopsida; Myrtales; Myrtaceae. The transcript has 4 exons.